This is a messenger RNA of Echinostoma caproni, 978 nucleotides long. Lineage: Eukaryota; Metazoa; Platyhelminthes; Trematoda; Plagiorchiida; Echinostomatidae. The record is from the annotation of a GenBank genome assembly.
AUGCUUCAUUGCUUGUACUGUGAUGAACGAUUCCAGGAACACGACAGUAUUUAUAAAAUCGAUGCUUUCUUCGCCUAUCAUCGUGAUUGUUUGCGCUGUGCCGAUUGUUCUCGACUAUUACAAAUCGGGGAUGCAUUCUUGCUAAACGGUACAGCCGCCUACUGUGUGACGCAACGAACUCCGUCCGGACAAAGUCGAAACGCGUCAUGUUGGCUCCGGGUCACAACCACACCAGUGAGUCGGUCGUGUCGGGGUGACGGUAUGCGACUAGCGGAAAAACACCCGGAGUUCGGAGGGACCGGAACAACCGAUUCGGAGUCAACGCAAUGUGCGAUAAAAUGUGAUCUCUCCACGGCCACAUUUCCCGAUCACACUCGGUCCGAACCACCGGCGACGGAGGUCGAACAGAAGAUACGACUGUCACAGUCCGCUACCGAACAGUCCGUUUGUGUGGAUCCCGAAAGUCUAGACUCACCUGAUACCGAGCUCGAAUUCACCACGACCACGACCACCACGACGACACCCACGACGACCACCACAAUCACGGCCACCAUUAGCACACAACUGGAAUCAACGGAUCAGGCAAAUGUGCAACUGUGUGACGAAUAUCAUUCGAGUACGGGGCUCAUGAAACCGGGCAUUGUUUGUGUGGGACGCGAUAAAACUAGCCGAGACUGCAAAGGGAAACGCAUUCGUACCUCAUUCAAACAUCAACAAUUGCAAAUGAUGAAAGCUUUUUUUGAAGUCACUCGCAAUCCGGACUCGAAGGAUUUGAAACAGUUGUCCGUUAAGACUGGUUUAUCCAAACGCGUGUUACAGGUACGUACUCCAGUUUGCUGUACCGCACCGUUUAUGCUAAAAGGAUUCGUGAAUCCGCGUCCCCCCUCCCGCCCCCCUCACCACCGCGCGAUCCCCGCUCUACCCAGUCCUAUUACUGCAGUUCCCACGAAACCAUUUAGUUUUCUACAUUUCACAUAG